Molecule: messenger RNA, 1110 nt
Organism: Naegleria lovaniensis
Lineage: Eukaryota; Heterolobosea; Eutetramitea; Acrasida; Naegleriidae
Exons: 1
Coding region: 1-1110 (369 amino acids)
Source: RefSeq, a predicted model, not a curated record
AUGCAACAUCUUCAAUCCGUAGAAGCGUCUGAACAUGGUGAUGACCAUGUCUUGCCUACUGUGACAGAAAAUACUGAAUCAAAAGAUUCUGCUACUAUUGAACAUGAUGAUGAGCAACCAACACCGAGCCAAGUAGACGCAUCUCCACUCAACAAGGUGAAUGAAACAGACCAAGUGGACCCAUCGGUGAUUGAAAAAAGCGCAGCUGAACCAACCAAAGCGAGUGAGGAGCAUUCAGAAACGAUUGGUUUGGAUACAGUAUCUCCACUCGACGAAAAAAUUACCUUGUCAGAGGAACAGCUUGUGGAAAGUUCAUCAAAUACUGCUCAAGAUUUGCCAGAUUCGAAUAGAAUACCAUCGAGUCCGUCCAAUGAAAUGACAGAUGAUUUAACAGGAGAGUUGACUUCAGUCAAGAAUGUAGUGCCAGAAAGUGUUUCCACUGUAAAUGAAUUGGAUAAUAAUCCAAAGCAAGAACAACCACAGUUAGAAUCCUAUGGUUUACAAACGUCAUUGGAUGCAAACUCAACAGAACCAAUGGAUGAAAAAGUUCAAAACAUCGAGGAAGAUAGUGAACCAUCCAUGCACAUGGUUUGUGCUGAAACGAAUAACGAUGCUACUCUGCAAGCAACCGAAGAAGUAUCAAAAUCCAAUGACGAUUUUAACUCUUCCUCUCCACCUGUAAAACAAGAGGAUAUCACCUCAGAACAAACCUUGAAUUCAUCGAUCGAUGAAGAAACAAAUGAAAUUACCAUUGAGCGUCACGAUGACAAGCUGCACAAUGAAGAAGCUCCCAUGAAAAAUACCAAUCAAAAUGAAUGGAACACUGUGAAUGAUUCAGUUCAAACUUGUGACUUGAUAGAGACAGAUUGUGCGAACGAUACUUCUCAAGAUCCAAGCUAUGAUUCUAAGAACCCUACGACUUUUACUAGUCCAAACAAAGCAACAACGUCAGGCAAAGGCCAGGAUUCCGUGCGUUCUUCCCCUCCAAAAUCUUCUAAAAACAAAACUAAAAAAAAGAGCAGUAUCAAGCUUGAUGUUUCAGAAUGGGCAAAGAAUGGGAAAGAAGGAGUUACGCACUGUAUUGGCUCGAAUGUAGAAAGAACAAAGUAA